Messenger RNA from Raphanus sativus (radish), 2547 nucleotides. Its product is annotated as C2 domain-containing protein At1g53590. Lineage: Eukaryota; Viridiplantae; Streptophyta; Magnoliopsida; Brassicales; Brassicaceae. The transcript has 12 exons. The record is from RefSeq and is a predicted model, not a curated record. The coding region runs from base 137 to 2413 and encodes 758 amino acids. Gene Ontology annotation, molecular function: lipid binding.
GCGCUAGUUUAGUUAGUAUCUUCUUUCGAUCUUUUCUGAGGACACAACAGUUCCAAAAUUCGAAUCGAUUCCUGAGAUCAUUCGGACAGAAAAAAGAUUGAAUCUUUGUGAAUCUUCUCUUGAGGGGAUAAAAAAGAUGGAGUCAUUUCUAGUCCAUCAUAUAGUGAUUGUGUUGCUGUUCCUCUGGUUUCUCUCUUGGCUGGAUCGAUCUCACGGCUUUUUCUACUUCAUGUCUCUCAUUUAUCUCUACUUGGUUCAUGAACGGUAUGUGAUGAGAUUGAAGAGACAGUUACAGUUUGAAGAGAGGAAGCAAGCUAAUCAGAGAAGGGUUCUAACGGAUUCUGAAUCUGUGCGGUGGUUGAACCAUGCUGUGGAGAAGAUAUGGCCUAUAUGCAUGGAACAGAUUGCGUCUGAAAAGAUUCUUGGUCCUAUCAUCCCUUGGUUCUUGGACAAGUAUAGACCUUGGACUGCGAAAAAAGCUGUGAUUCAGCACCUUUACAUGGGGAAAAAACCGCCUCUCUUGACUGAUAUUAGAGUCCUUCGCCAAUCCAAGGGUGAUGAUCACUUGGUACUGGAACUUGGAAUGAAUUUUCUAGCAGCAGAUGAUAUGAGUGCAAUACUUGCUGUGAAACUAAGGAAAAGGCUUGGUUUUGGGAUGUGGACAAAGUUGCAUUUGACGGGAAUGCAGGUCGAAGGAAAGGUGUUGGUUGGAGUGAAGUUCCUUCGUCGAUGGCCUUUCUUGGGGCGUUUACGUGUGUGCUUUGCAGAGCCUCCUUAUUUCCAGAUGACUGUUAAACCAAUCUUUACUCACGGCCUUGAUGUCGCUGUACUUCCAGGCAUCGCAGGAUGGCUAGACAAGCUUCUUUCUAUUGCAUUUGAACAGACCCUUGUUCAGCCAAACAUGCUUGUUGUUGACAUGGAGAAAUUUGUUAGCCCAAAGCCAGAGAAUUGGUUCUUUGUUGAUGAGAAAGAACCAGUUGCGCACGUCUUGGUUGAAGUCGUUGAAGCAUCAGAUGUUAAACCAUCCGAUCUGAAUGGUUUGGCUGAUCCUUAUGUGAGAGGGAAACUUGGUGCUUACCGAUUCAAAACAGACAUAAAGAGAAAAACAUUGUCCCCAACAUGGCAAGAAGAGUUUAAGAUACCAAUAUUUACAUGGGACUCUCCAAGUAUACUCAACGUUGAAGUUAAAGACAAAGAUCGUUUUGUGGAUGAUACUCUUGGUGCAUGUUCUGUGAACAUUGGUGAGUUUAGAGGCGGCCAGAGAAACGAUAUGUGGUUGCCUCUUCAGAACAUCAAAAUGGGAAGGCUUCAUCUUGCUAUAACCGUAAUCGAGGACAAUGAAAAGUGGAGUGAGGAUCCCUUCAAAGGAGUGAAGCUAAGCAAGGAAGAAAUGCAAACUUCUUUUGCUUCUGAUACAACAAACAAAGGUUCUUUCACAUCGGUGAGCUCUGAAAAGGCUUCAAGCGUUGCUGAUAACGUUGAGCCGAUCAACAUUAAAGGGCAAGAAGAGACUGGAAUCUGGGUACAAAGGCCAGGACCUGAAGUCUCACAGAUAUGGGAACCGAGGAAAGGCAAGAGCAGACGUGUUGAUAACCAAGUACAAAGAGUUCCCAACAGCGGAUCACCAAACAACGAAACUGGCAGCAGCACCGAUGAGAAUCAAGAGGGUUCAAGAAACCCAAUGAAGUCUGUUGGUAGAGGGCUGAGGAAGAUAGGGUCAGUGUUUAACAGGAACAACAAAAAAGAUGAUUUUUCAAUAGGGAGCAUUGAAGAGGAGUCUCAUUGUCAGUCUCCUCGGAUCAAUGUGAAAGCAAUGAACCAAAAGGAUGUUGGAGUUAAGUACAUAGUCGAUGACAAUCUCUCAGGUCCUCUUUCAGGGAAGAGUGUAGAAAGUGAGAGUCUGAAUGGAGAGGAGAAUCAUGGUAAGGGUCAUAUGAAGGAUGUUGCAAAGAGCUUUCUGAAACAAGCUGAGAAAUCUGCAAAGCAGAUAAAGCAUGUGUUCUCGCUUAAAGGAAUCAAGAAAGCAAGAGAUGGGCAACAAGAGAUCAUUCCUGAGUCUGAUUCUGUAACUGAUUCUGAUUCGUCUUCAGACGAUGAUGAUGAUGAGUACACCUGUGUGCAGAAAGUGGGAACGGUAGCUGGAACACCGAGAGGUCUUACACGCGAUGGGAAUAUUGCUAGAACAGGAGAUGAUGAUCAUGUAGACACGAGUAAGACAUUAGCAGAAGAAGCUAAGGAAGAUCCAAGUGGUGAUACUGCAGACGUUGAAGCUAAAGAGGAGAAUGUAGAGGAAGCAGACUCGGAGACCACAGGUGUGGACGUUGCCAUGAACGCUAAAGCUGAAGAUGAGCAAGUAAAGACGGCUAAGAACAUUGAAGGGGAAGAAAAAGAACUAACAGAAGUAAAACUGUAAAAACACCUUGUGCAUGUUCUUGUUGAUGUAUCUGAACAUAUCUCUGUUUAUUGGUUACGGAACUUAAAACCAAUGGGAGGAUCUUGACUCUGCACAUUGAUUCCCUUCUAAGAGAGAUAAAAGAAGUUUAAUUA